AUGAGAAAAAAUAAUAAAGUUUAGCCUGCCAAUUAAGUUCAGGUGGUUACUUCAAGCCCAGAGAUCUCAUAGAAGGCUUUCACAACAAUACCAGAACAAUAAGGGAAUUAGAAAUAAAUAGAUCCUCGACUUAUUGCUGGACCUUUGGCAGAUAGAGGCUGUACUGAUAUACUUUGUUUACUACUUUUUAUAGCUGGGAUGGCUAUUCUGAUGUAUUUAAUAUAUUGAAAGUAGAGUCAUCUCUAAAGAAGCUUAUUCAAAAGGAGAACCAAACAGACUUCUUGCUAUGUACGAUCCAAAUGGUAAAGAAUGUGAAAUAUUUAAUGAAAGGUGUUGCCUGUGGAUUUGACACAAAUGCGGAUUACCCUUAUUUGUAUUUCGCAAUACCUUUUGGAGAUUACUUCAAUAGAACAGUGUGUGUGAAAGAUUGUCCUUUGUAUGUAGAUGAAAAUAGCAAACCAACUUCUCUGGAUUGUCAACCAAACACAUUAGUUAAGAGUUGUGAUUAGAAAUGCGAUGCCGCUACUGCCCUUAAGAGUUAUGUAUCAUCCAAUGGCACUGGCAUCUUCAAAGACUUCUUGUGUAUCUUCAAUUCAUCAAUCCGUAAAAUAUAAAUAUAAAUUUCAAGUAUUUGAUCGUGUUUGUUAUCCAGAUGCCUUAUUGGCCCUUUUCGACAAUUAUCAGGAUUAUGGCUCUUAAUUUGCCAUGGAUGUCCUUACUGGUUACAUAGAGGAUUUAACAUAAACAAAGGAAGCUAUUUACUGUUCAUUUGCAGUGGCAUUCUUGAUGGGGUAUGCAGAUUAAACUAUAGAAUAGAAUCAUAUAUUUGUUCUUUACGAGAUUGUUGGCUGGAGUAUUGGUUUGGACAUCCAUAUUUCUCUUUUUAGUAGGACUGGGAUUUGGAACCUAUUGGUGUCAUCAACAAGAUCUCUAUUACUAAGGCAUCAUGGAUGACACAACUGGCAAGUACACAGUCGAACAAACCAACAAAGCCUCAGAUAAUUAAUUGACAUUCCAAUAUCUAACAUAUGUCAUGUAUGGUGUAUGUGCUUUUACUGUUAUGGGAUUGAUCUGCAUUUUCAAUAAGAUAAGACUGGCUAUAGCUGUUAUUAAGACUGCAGCCAUGUGUGUGAAGGAUCAUUUCUUAUUAAUAUUUGUUCNUAUACUCUAACAGGUUAUUUACUUUUAAAAUCUAAUAAAUUCAGAGGGAAGAAACAAUUUUACUAUUUAGAAUUCCUUGAAAUUAAUUAGAAUAAAAAAAGGAUUGGAUAUUGCUUAAUAGUGA
Messenger RNA from Paramecium octaurelia, 1285 nucleotides. The record is from the annotation of a GenBank genome assembly. NCBI's taxonomy places the organism in Eukaryota, Ciliophora, Oligohymenophorea, Peniculida, Parameciidae.